Prorocentrum cordatum is the source of this 2076-nucleotide messenger RNA. The record is from the annotation of a GenBank genome assembly. NCBI's taxonomy places the organism in Eukaryota, Dinophyceae, Prorocentrales, Prorocentraceae.
AGGGAGCCCUGGAAGAUUUUCACUCGAGCUUGAUCCAGCAUUGAUAGCACUCCGAGUUUCUCAGUAAGCGUCGGGGGGGCGUCACCCUUGCCGACAGCCCCACGUCGACCCCCGUCGCGGGCAGCCACCGCGCGCCGAUGGCGCUCCGACCCUCGUCGCGGCGCGACGGCGAGGCGAGGUCGGCGCCCGCCUGGCUCAGGCCGUGCCCGCGCAACGUCUAGCGCCGAGCCCUCGCGCCCACGCGCCCCGCGAAGCUCCGUCAGCAUGGGCGGCCAGCCUGGGAAGGUCGACGCCGACGACAAGAUCCCAGCCACCCAGGGCGCCGGCCAGGCCGACGAGGCCGCCGGCAGCCCCAAGAGACGGGCGGGGGGCCCCCGCGCCGCGGGCCGGCCCGUGCGCACCGGCGCUCUGCUGGCCGCCGCCCUUGUCGCCGCGGGGGGGGCCGGCACCACCGUGUGCCUGAUCUUCUUCGCGCAGAUGAACAGCCUGGCCCUCUUCCUGUCCUUCCUGUUCCUUGCGCUCGGCUCGGCCUCGCUGCUCCUAGCCGCCUGCGCCUCGACUCUGUGGGCGCGGCGGCGCCGCGCCUCGGCCGCGCCCUGCGCCCUCCUCGCGCUCGGGCUCCUGGGCUUCAUGGCCGCCACGGCCGUGCAGCUCGGCCGCGGGGGCCCCGACGCCCCGGCCCCGCGGCUCGUUGGCGAUGCCGAGAGGCUCUUUGGGGACGGCGUGGACGUCGGGGACGACAGUUACUCGGAGUUCCGGAUCCCCGCGCUGGUGGCGACCGACGCGAGGCUGGUCGCGUUCGCCGAGGGCCGCCGCGGCGUCACAGGCGUGCACGGCGACUUCGCGGAGACGGAGCUGGUCUUCCGCACGCGCCCGACGGCGGCGGCGGGAGCGGUGCCAGAGCCGUGGAGCCCGGUGGAGUCCCUGGCGACGCUGCUGAGGAACUCCAGUUUCUGCAACGGCACCGAGUCCGAGUGCCUCCCAGCGGACUGCCAGAGGCACAUGAGCAACCCCGCCCCGGCGGUCAUCAGCUCGCAGCGUGGGGACCUCCUGAUGGUCUUCAACUGCGAGAACACCGGCACCUAUGCCGUGAGGCUGCAGGUGGCGCAGGCGCCAGGCGUCCCCGCAGUCUCCCUUGCCGGGCCCCUGCAGACAGUCCUGACAGCCCCGCCCAGGGGCGCCUCGUGGGCGGGCGUCGGGCCGCCCGCGAGCCUCUUCCUAGCAGAAGAGGGCGUCGUGCUCGUGCCUCUCUAUUAUGCGUGGACGCGCAAGCCGGAGCUUUUUGACGGCCUUGACUCGUUCGGGAUGACGCUGAGCUACGACCUGGACUCGGGGGAGUGGUCCACCCCCUGCGAGGAGUACGGCGGAUCGAAGGGUCAGGUGAACGAGCAUCAGUACUUCAGCUACGGGGGAGAGGUCUGGGCUUUCGCGCGCACCAUCAACUACAACCCGUGGAACCCACGCCGCACGCUUCUUCGCCGUGGCUCGGCUGGCAGCAGCGACAAUUGCUUCGAGGUGGUUGCGCAGCCCCGCUUCUUCGAGCAGCUGCAAGGCUGCGAGGGCUCGGUGCUCACUGUCGGGGAGAACGGGAGCGAGCGAGUCUUCUACACGGGGGUCGACGGCAGCGUCCUGUACCGCAGCAAGCUGCAGCUGUUCGAGGCGCAGACAGGCGGCGGCGCUGGCCAGCCCGCAAUAGCAGGGUGGACGCCUCUGGCGACGCUCCACGGUGGAGGUGCCGCCUACUCUGGGAUGGCAGUCGUCGACGGAGGCCUUCUUGGCGUCCUGUACGAGCGCAGCGACGAGGCCGCGCUGAGCUUCCAUCCAACCGACAUCGUCUUACAUCGUGUCAACAUCUCCGCGGCCACAGGGCGGCGUCUCGCACCAAGCCGUCUUCGCAAUGGCCGUGGCGCUCAGUGAGACUCGCGGGCUCCGCCUGACCAGAGACGCCAGACGCGCGUGUCUGUACAGUUUGCAUGACUGUUUUCGCGUGUGCGUACAAAAAAAGGUUGGCGCCCGUCGGGGGGUGUCUCGGCGGGGAGGGAGAUCGGCUGGCUGGGUCGACACCUCCACCUGGCG